GGGAAGGACGGCGAGAGAAUGAGGGUGCAUGAAACUGAACAUGAACAACGACGGAUUGUCCGUGGAUUUGAUCGCUUCGUCGUCAGCGCAUAAUUCCUUGCAGACAACACUUGCAUUAUAUAUCGCCUGCAAUCUCCAUUCGCGCGUUGUUCUAUUUCUUGAAUUGCUUUCUGUUUCCGUAGCGAAGGAGAUCGUUCGCAUUGAGAAGAAGCCCUAAAGGAAUAUAUGCGAAGAGGAAUGGAGAAGAAGAAGAAGUAUCCAAUUGGACGCGAGCACUACGCUCUGUAUGAAGAGGUAGGGCUUGGUGGUAGCGCUUCGGUUUGCCGCGCCCUCUGUGUCCCCCUCAACGAGGUCGUCGCCAUCAAGAUUAUUGAUAUUGAAUCCCGCAACAACGAUCUGAACAAGAUAUCUCGCGAAGCACAGACAAUGGUCCUGUUCGAUCACGUGAAUGUUCUCAAGUCACAUUGCUCUUUUGUUAGUGACCAUGAGAUUUGGGUCGUCAUGCCAUACAUGGCAAUGGGUUCUUGUUCCCACAUAUUGAAGUCUGCAUAUCCUGAUGGUCUUGAGGAGGUUGCCAUUGCCACUGUACUGCGGGAGGUAUUGAAGGGCUUGGAGUAUUUGCACGACGAAGGACACAUUCAUCGAGAUGUCAAGGCUGGAAAUAUUCUCAUUGAUGCACGCGGUGGGGUUAAGCUAAGUGACUUCGGCGUAUCUGCUUGUUUGUUUGAUUCAGGCAAUAGGCAAAGAACAAGGAAUACAUUUGCGGGGACACCGUGCUGGAUGGCACCUGAGGUUGUGGAGCAAUUGCACGGUUAUGACUUCAAGGCCGACAUUUGGUCUUUUGGCAUUACUGCUAUAGAACUGGCCCAUGGCCAUCCUCCUUUUUCAAAUUAUCCCCCGAUGAAGGUACUACUUAUGACGUUGCAAAAUGCGCCACCUGGCCUUGAUUAUGAGAGAGACAAGAAGUUCUCAAAGUCCUUUAAGCAGAUGAUUGCUAGCUGCUUGGUAAAAGAUCCCUCAAAACGGCCGUCUGCGAAGAAGUUGUUAAAGCAUUCCUUUUUCAAGCAAGCAAGGUCCAGUGAUUACAUUGCUAAAACUCUCCUGAAGCGGCUUCCUGCUCCUCUCGGUGCCAAUGAGAAAGACUUGAAGAUGAAAGGAGAUGUACUUUCUCAGAAGAAAAUACAAGAUGGUCAGAAAGAGGCAACGUCACAGAAUGAAUAUAACCCAGGAAUUAGUUGCUGGAAUUUCAAUUUGGAAGAGUUAAAGGCUCAGGCUAUCUUGGUACAGCUUCUAGCUGCUGCUGUCGCUUUUCUCCGUUUCUAUCCGAUCUCACUAUUGAAUGGCGGUAAUUGGUAAAU
This is a messenger RNA of Diospyros lotus (date-plum), 1358 nucleotides long. Its product is annotated as serine/threonine-protein kinase BLUS1-like. Bases 226 to 1356 code for a protein of 376 amino acids. The transcript is spliced from 9 exons. Lineage: Eukaryota; Viridiplantae; Streptophyta; Magnoliopsida; Ericales; Ebenaceae. The record is from RefSeq and is a predicted model, not a curated record. Gene Ontology annotation, biological process: protein phosphorylation. Gene Ontology annotation, molecular function: ATP binding; protein kinase activity; protein serine/threonine kinase activator activity.